This is a messenger RNA of Racocetra persica, 428 nucleotides long. The record is from the annotation of a GenBank genome assembly. NCBI's taxonomy places the organism in Eukaryota, Fungi, Glomeromycota, Glomeromycetes, Diversisporales, Gigasporaceae.
GUUGUAUGAUAAGAAAUACAGAUGAUGAACUAUAUUCUGAAAUACCUAUAAAUGGCGUUAUAAAUGUAUUUAGCCAUGGUAUUCAUUUAUGUAAUUCUGGUUACACUACUCACCUUUCUUGUGGAUAUAUCAAAGGAUUCGAUGGGAUUUUGAUAGAUAAAGAUGGUAUUUUAACAGAGAAAUUAAUCACAAUAAAUGUUAAAACCAAAAAACCAGGAGGAGGUAACAGUGGAGGGCCCCUAUUUAAUUAUAUAGAUUUAUAUGAAGUAGAUAUAGCUGGUAUAUACGUUGGAUAUAGUGGAUAUAGCAAAACUCAUGGCCUUGUUGGUGCUCAACGAAUAGAACAUAUUCUUAGUACUGCUAGAAUAGUUUUGGUCAACUCAAAUAAUUCUAAUUUAGGGGAAGGGAGCGGAACGAAAGGAGUGUGA